This is a messenger RNA of Microthlaspi erraticum, 2844 nucleotides long. NCBI's taxonomy places the organism in Eukaryota, Viridiplantae, Streptophyta, Magnoliopsida, Brassicales, Brassicaceae. The record is from the annotation of a GenBank genome assembly.
AUGAAAGCCCCCAAUAUUCCAGAAGAUAGUUUACAAGGCGAUAAGAAAGGGAAACACGGGAGGACAUUUGGCCCUGCAAGACGAUCCACCAAAGGACAAUGGACUAAAGAAGAGGACGAAGUCUUGUGUAAAGCUGUGGAGCGUUUUCAAGGAAAGAACUGGAAGAAGAUAGCUGAGUGUUUUAAGGAUCGGACUGAUGUCCAGUGUCUUCAUAGAUGGCAAAAGGUCUUGAACCCCGAGCUUGUGAAAGGGCCCUGGUCAAAUGAGGAGGAUAAGACAAUAAUUGCUCUGGUAGAAAAGUAUGGGCCAACGAAAUGGUCUACUAUUUCUCAGCAUUUACCUGGGCGCAUAGGAAAGCAAUGUAGGGAGAGGUGGCAUAACCAUCUUAACCCUGGCAUUAAUAAAAAUGCAUGGACCCAGGAAGAAGAAAUAACUCUUAUUCGAGCACAUCAAAUAUAUGGGAAUAAAUGGGCAGAGCUAAUGAAGUUUUUGCCAGGAAGGUCAGAUAAUUCAAUAAAAAAUCACUGGAACAGCUCAGUUAAGAAGAAGUUGGAUUCCUACUACGUGUCAGGUCUUUUAGAUCACUGUCAGAACUCGCCACUCAUUCCCCUUCAGAACAAAUCUGUCGCUUCAUCUUCCUCGUGGAUGCACAGCAGUGGAGAUGAAGAUAAUUCUAGGCCAGGGCCUGAUGCUGAAGAGUCAGAAUGCAGCCAAGCUUCAACUGUUUUCAGUUAUUCGCAGUCUACCAGUGAUCUACCGGAUGAGGUUAAACCUGGGAAUGAGGGAUUCUACAUUCCUGAAUUGCCUUCAGGAACAGAGCAGCAAAUCUCAAACUCUGCAUCUUAUGCAGAACCAUACUACCUUUCCUUUGAAGAUGUCAAAACUGUUGACCCUGAAGUUUCUUGUGAAGCAGAAUGUUCUCACGAUGUUAGAACUACCACAGCUACGGAGGAUCAAUUGCAGGGUGCAUCUAAUGAUGCUGAACAGGACCUCGAUCUAGACUGUCCUCAGUUAUUGACCAAUAACAUGGACGUAGAUGGAAAAAAUGAAGUACUCCAAGCUUUUCAAAGUUCAGUCAGAUUAAGUGAUCAAGAUCAACCUUCUUUGCCAAACUCGGACACGGGUCCUCAUUCAGAAGUUCAAACUUUGAUCACGGAUGAGGAGUGCUGUAGGGUUCUUUUCCCAAAUACAACGAAAGAUGGCAGUACAUCUUCUGGUGAGCAAGGUCGGAAUAUGGUUGACCCUCAAAAGGGAAAAGGAGCUCUUUGUUCCCAGUCUGCAAAAACCCGUGCUCAUGAAAAUGGAACUAUUCCACCUUUAUCCUGUCAUCCUUCAAGUUCUGAACCUAGUCAAGGUUGUCACCUUCUUAGAGCUACUGCAUUAGAUCGUAAAACUGAUACAAAUCACGGUUUCAUUGUCACUGAUGGACACGUAACUUCCCAAGGAAAUGAUGAUAAUGGUGGUAUCCCAGAACAGCAGGAGCUGUCAUAUAUCCCCAAGGAUGCUUUGAAGCUAGUACCUCUGAAUAGCUUUUCUUCUCCUUCUACGGUGAAGAAGAUUUAUUUUCCAAUUGACGAUAAGCCAGCUGAAAAAGACAAAGGAUCUCUUUGUUAUGAACCUCCAAGGUUUCCAAGUGCAGAUAUCCCUUUCUUCAGCUGUGAUCUUGUACCAUCAAAUAGUGACUUACGGCAAGAGUACAGUCCAUUUGGUAUCCGCCAGUUGAUGAUUUCUUCGAUGAAUUGUGGAACUCCAUUACGAUUAUGGGAUUCACCGUGUCAUGAUAAGAGCCCUGCCAAAAGUUAUAGUGGUGCACCAUCCAUCUUAAAGAAGCGGCAUCCGGACUUGCUGUCACCUGUGCUUGAUAGAAGAAAAGAAAAAAGGCUUAAAAGAGCUGAGGCUUCCUCCUUAGCUAAUGAUUUUUCGCGCUUAGAUGUUAUGCUUGAUGAUGGAGAUGAUUGCAAAUCGUCUUGUUUGUCAGAAUCUCCUGACAAUAAAAAUAUAUGUGCCUUUCUUUCCGAAGCCAAAUGUCAUAACGAUUUGGCUUCAGGUGGGUCACAUCAAGAAAUGACUCAUAUAGAUGAGGACCCAAAGGAAGCCUUGGAGUCAGGAAGAGUGAUUUCUACGACAAACGAAAAGGAAUAUAAUGACGGUGGUGCAUCAGCUAAAAAUGACCAAGAAACUUCUCGAAGAUUCGAUGAUUGUAAUGAUGUUGAGAUACAACUGUGUUCUCCUGAUAACACUGGAUCAAACGAACACAAAAGGUCAUUAGGUUAUAUUGAAGAAAUCUCAUCAGAACCUCCAUGCACUGCAGACUCUAUUCCUUUAUCAGCAAUCGCAGGAAAUAAAACCAACACUGCAGAGAGUAGUUUUGAUAUUGAAAAUUUCAGCAUAUUUGAUGGAACUCCGUAUAAAAAACUCCUUGAUUCUCCAUCACCAUGGAGAUCCCCUUUACUCUUUGGUUCUUUCUUGCAAAGUCCAAGGUUGCCUCCAGAAAUUACAUUUGAGGAUAUUGGCUGCUUUAUGAGUCCCGGAGAGAGAAGUUAUGACGCCAUAGGACUGAUGAAGCAUCUGAGUGAACACACAGCUACGGCCUAUGCAGAUGCUUUGGAAGUUUUGGGAAAUGACACACCUGAAACAAUACUCAAGAAGAGACAGCUGAACAAAUCUAUUCAAGGGAAAGAAAAUCAGCUCUGGCCUCAUGAUCAGCUGGAAAGCCGAUCCCAGGUGGAGCGCCGCACCUUGGACUUCAGCGAUUGCGGGACACCGGGGAACACAAAGGUAUCAUCGGCUUCUCCAGGCGGCUACUCAAGCCCAUCAUCUUACCUUUUGAAGAGUUGCAGGUAA